AUGGCUCCUCUGUGGUUAUCGACUACACGAAUCUCAAUCCAUGUCGGAAAGAGUGUGUUUUAUCGUACAUCGACCCCACGGGUAUGUGGUUGGUCAAAGAUUACGGUAGUUGGCGUCAGAGCCUACUCAGAAACGUCAAAGUCGGAUGAAUCCAGUUCGAAACCCAAGCCAGAUGUCCCUGCUAAGAACAAUUGGUCUUCGACACCGGUUAAAAAAUCCGAAUAUGUUCCACAAGCCGAAUAUAACCGUGUGUCCUAUGAGUAUCCUGAGCCACCAAAGGAAGCAAAAUUUAUCCCGGUGGAAUCAAAACCGUUUCAGAGACACAUCCCAUUACUAGCUGGAUUGGCAGGUGUAUUAUGGGCCAUAUAUGCAUACCGACAUUUCAUGUCGGAAAAGAAAUCGGGUGAUCAAAAUGUGCUAUCUCCUGAUCAUUUUGUUACCUAUAAACUGACAUACAAGGAAGACAUUUCUCCGGAUGUAGCCUUGCUGGAGCUUUCCCCAAAGUAUGAUACCCACCGUGAGUUGAUUAAGAAAAAAGGUGGACUAUGGAAUGGAAAGAAGAUUUGGAGUGUCGAGGUUAAGCAGCCUGAAAUCCAGGUUGUGCGCAAAUAUACUCCUUUACCAAUGUACUAUAUGCAGUACAAGGAGGGAGAUGAAACAAAAGGACUCUUACGACUUCUUGGCAAAGAUGAUGACGAGGGUCGGUUUGUGAUGUUGGUUAAGAAAUAUUCUGAUGGUGAAGUUUCACGAUAUCUCCACAAAUUGCCUCUUGGUAGUGAUGUUGAGAUUCGAGGUCCUCAUAUUGGUUAUAAAUUCCCAUAUUCUCCCAUUGAUGCCACAGAACCUCGGAAUCCUAUGCUAGAUUUGCCAAGCAGAAUGGCUCCAGAAUAUGAUCAUCCAGAAGGAGUUCCAUUACCAGAGAAUGUGGCAUUUUUUGCUGGCGGCACAGGAAUUUCGGCUAUUUUACAGUCUCUGUUCUCGGUCAACCCACCAAGAGGUUUCACCACUGUAUACUAUUCUGUUCGGUCGCGCGAUGAAAUUCCUUUUCAAAGAUUUUUAUUAUUCCUGGAAAAAGUCGGCAGGGCCAAAUUUAAUAUUUUUGUGGACAACGAAAACAAGUUUGUGAGUCUGAAGGACGUCCCAGAACCUGCAGAGCUAAACUACAGCAGUGCCCAGGCUAAUGCAGAAGUCCACGACCAGAUAGAACAAGAAGUAAAGAUUCAAAAGAUGAUGGAAGCAAUGAGAAAGGAAAAGGAACUUGGAAUAGAAGCAAAGCCUUCUCUUGUAGAAAUAUCGAAUCAAGUAUCGGAGCAGAAAUUGGCUAAUGUCAGUGGUGAAAAAGAUACCGUUGCAUCAAAUAAAGCAUCGCCAACAAAAGAUGUUAGUCCACAAAACCCGAAACUUAGGUACAAUUCAAUUCUGGAGCAAGUGGCAGAUAACCCACCUGUACCAGAGAAACCCUCACUAGCGGUAGUCUGUGGGCCGGAAGGGUAUGUAAAUUUUAUAGCUGGCUCUAUGGGUCCUAAUGGGGACGCACCUAUUGGCGGGUUAUUGGGUAGAAGAGGAUGGAAUUCACAAAAUACUUUCAGAAUGGAGCCUUAA
This is a messenger RNA of Sugiyamaella lignohabitans, 1602 nucleotides long. It is a transcript of the gene CYC2, whose product is annotated as Cyc2p. Bases 1 to 1602 code for a protein of 533 amino acids. The record is from RefSeq and is a predicted model, not a curated record. Gene Ontology annotation, molecular function: oxidoreductase activity. NCBI's taxonomy places the organism in Eukaryota, Fungi, Ascomycota, Dipodascomycetes, Dipodascales, Trichomonascaceae. The transcript has a single exon.